UAUUUUGCGGCUGCGAGCUGAUUCCUACCAUAGCUGUCAACACUAUGGCGGAGGCGGCGGGCGAUGUAAAUGAAGUAUUCUCUAGGUUAUUUGAUCAUCGGCCAUUUCUCAAGGGGGAAAUCGAAUUUUUUAAGAAGGAAUUUGAGGAGAAGCGUGGUGACAGAGAGGUUGAGCAGUUGUUUCGAUCCCUAGAGCUCAUCACAGAGAUCAAGGAGGGGCAGGUAGAGAAGAUAGUUAAUUCCUCCGAUGACAACCUUCCCCGCACGAUAGCAGACAUUCAGGUGGCUCUCCAUAUGUGUGAGGACACCUUGGAUACUGAGACCAAAUUCUCCACUGAUGAGCUGCUAGCCAAGAAGAGGGCUGAGCGAAAACUGAGGCUUGCAAGUGUCCAACGUGAUGUUCAGGAGAAGCUGAAUCUGCUUGAGGAAAGUUACCAAGAGAAAGAAAAAGCCAUGAGGGCACGUUUUGAACAGCUGGAAAGUCGUGCUGGAUGUGUCUAAGUCUUGUACAGUCAUCUAUUUAUUCUUGAGUAUAAGCUUAGUUCAG
Eriocheir sinensis (Chinese mitten crab) is the source of this 546-nucleotide messenger RNA. It is a transcript of the gene Muted, whose product is annotated as biogenesis of lysosome-related organelles complex 1 subunit 5-like. The coding region runs from base 45 to 500 and encodes 151 amino acids. Gene Ontology annotation, cellular component: transport vesicle; BLOC-1 complex. NCBI's taxonomy places the organism in Eukaryota, Metazoa, Arthropoda, Malacostraca, Decapoda, Varunidae. The record is from RefSeq and is a predicted model, not a curated record. The transcript has 5 exons.